UUAGGAGACGAGUUAACUUUCAACUACAACCUGGAUUGCCUUGGUAAUGAUAAAACUGUGUGUAGAUGUGGUGCUCCAAACUGCAGUGGAUUUCUUGGUGACAGGCCCAAGAACUCAACUGUGGCAUCUCAUGAUGAAAAAAGUAAAAAACCCAAGAAGAAAAACCGAAGGCGGAGAACGAGGACUGACGCAAAAAAAGAAUCUGAAGAUUAUUGCUUUCGUUGUAAUGAUGGUGGCGAACUGAUCCUGUGUGACAAAAAGUUUUGUACAAAAGCUUAUCACCUUUCUUGCUUAGAUCUUGUCAAAAGACCUUUUGGUAAGUGGGAAUGUCCAUGGCAUCACUGUGACGUUUGUGGAAAAGGUUCUGUAGCAUUUUGCUCUUUGUGUCCAAAUUCCUUCUGCAAAGUACACCACGAUGCGGAACUGUUUACACGAUCUGCAGACGGACAGUUGUGCUGUUUGGAACAUGACCUUGAAGAUUGUCUUGAAAGCCAAGUUAUUGAAAAUAUACCCAAGGAGUCUGCAAAAGCAAAGUCUAAAAAGAAUCUUAAAACGAGGCACUCAACUUGAGUUCACUAAUUUUAUGGGACUGCAGCUUGUUCUGCUAACACUAUUGUGUGUAUGUGUGUAAAUAUAUAUACUUAUUUUGUGAAUAAGGCUGAGAAUGAACCAAUUUACGUCAAAUGUUGUAUAGCUAGCUUGCAUAUUUUUUUUUAAAUUCAGGACAAAAUACAUUCACUGAGCCAUCUUCUGCAGCUUUUGCUGCAUCUGCACUGAUACUUAACUGUGGUUUCACAGUUUAAAUAUUGUCAGGACACAACCAGUUUUACAAAGCAUUACAGAAUACGUUUACUAUUUAACAAUAUUAAGGUUCUUGCGUUUCUUAUGAGCAGCAUGUACACAAGAUUUUACAUAAAAAUAAUCCCUUUAAUGUUUAAACCAUAAGAUUCUGUUUGCUCUGUUUUAUCCAUGUCUAGUGUUUUUAAUCCUAUUUUGUAGUCCAGACACUUAGGUCUUUAACAUAAUUUUAUUUUUUCAGAAUUGUUGAAUGAAUCUGUACACAUUAUUCAUAUUCACUCAAAAAUUUUUAAAGAUAUAGGGCAAUAUGACACCAUCUUGUCUCAUUUUCAGACUUCAAAACUUUUUGUUUUAAGGGACAUGAAACCCUAAAUCUAUCUUUUAUGAUUCAGGCAGAGCAUGCAUAUUGUAAACAUCUUUCCAAUUUAAUUCUCUUGGUGUCAUUUGUUGAAAAGAAUACCUAGAUAGGCUCAGAUAGCAAUGCACUACUGGACGCUAGCUGUUGAUUGGUGGGUACACACAUACCUCUUAUAGUCUCACCUGAUGUGCUUGGUUAGCUCCUAGUAGUGCUUUGAUGUUCCUUCAGCAAGGGAAAAGAGAAUGAAACCUAUUUGAUAAUAGAAGUAAAUUGAAAAAUUGUUUAAAAUUGUAUGUUCUAACUGAAGUCCCUUUAUUUUCUGUUAGUUGUAGACCGUUAUUUACAGACCUUUUCUGCUCAAAUGGUGUAAUAGUUUACAAAUGCACAGUUGCUACCUCACAUGGUUAAAUGUGGCUAAAGUUUAAAAAAUUACAUUCAAAUUCUAUCUUGAGUUUCUAUGGAUGCCUUGCUGAAUAAGGUUUGUAAUUAUGGUUUGAAGGAAUUUCCUUUUGUUAUACAAUGUGUUUAGUAUUAAUGACCUUUUCCAGUUAACUUGUGAGAAUAGAUUUGUUUUGAACAUUUAUCACUAUGCCCUUAGAAAUUUUCUCUGAAGUGGUAUUGAUCGCUAAUAAAUCUCCUCUAUAAAAAGGAGGGUCUGUAUGUGAACAUGCUUGACAAUGGGCCAGAGUGGAAGUCAGAAAAUUAAUUCUUGAAUUUUAGAGUAGCUUUAAGAUUUAGGCUUUUAAAAUCUAUUAAAGGGAAUUUUGCUAUAAAACUGCUAGCUGUUAAAGAUUUGUGGGUGUGUUUCAUUGUGUUGUGUAAACAAUUUGGAACUGAAUUAGCAGACCUACAUAUAAAUUAGCAUUAGUCUUACAAAGCAGAGCACAAUCCAUGCCUCAGCUGUGUUUUCAAAUACAAACAAAAGGACACUACAUCCAGCACUUCGUAUUGACAGAUCCGGUGUGAAGGAUUUGUAGAUGUGGAAUCAUGGUUAUAACUGACCUCUGCUUUUGAAUAGAUUAACAUCUUGCCAUUUUUUCAAAGAACAAACAGUGAUCCAAAUGCCAGACUUUUCCUCUGUGGAAAUAUCACAGAACACAAGACAGUCAUAGUUUCCUUGUAAUAAAAGGCUGGAAGGUUGAUAACCAUUUUGUAAACCACUUGUAUGCGUUAUUUGUCUGUGUCCGUUCUACUGUUAGCAAACAGAGUAUGUAGUGAGCUGGCAGAGUAAUGAUAUUGUAAAGACACCAUAAUUCAUUAGUGACUUGGUUAUAUUAAUGUGCCUCAUUUGACAGUGUUCAUGUUUGGUUGUACCUAGGAAGUCUGGGCAAUAAAUGGUUCUGAAGUUGCAGAUUUAAAUGUAUUUUAAGAAUACUUAUUAAGAGAUUGUGUUACAAUACCUGUGUCAUUUGCCUAUUUUUACUGCAGUUAGUAUUCCUGUAAUACCUUGUCAAAAAGCUACCUAAAGUGGCUUUUCUAGAUUGAGAUGAUAUAAAAGAUGCACUUUAUUAUCUUAAAUAGUCUGUAACUUAGUCCAAUUUGAAGAUUAUAAACUGUAUUGUGUUUAGUCUUCCUCCACUUUCCCUAAACUAUUUUAUUCUUAGGAUUGUUUAUUGCCAAGAACUGCAUUGUGUGUGUAUUUGUUUUUAUUGAUCUGUGGUUUUAUUGGCACUUCUGUUGUAGGUUAAGAAUCCAGCCUCUGUAUUUUAUUUUUAUUUAGGUUUUUAACAUUACCUUUUUACACUGUACAUUUAUCUUCAAAAUAAUCUUAUCACGCAUUUUGAGCCAGCUGCCACAUCUAGUUAAAUUAAAACUUUUUCUUAAUAACCGGCUUUUGCUUACACCAAUUUGCAAUUUAAACAAUAAGUGGUGUCCUAUUUGAAUUUGUUGCAUUGAGACCUCAGGGUUUUAGGACAUACCUUCUAUGCUGUGUGUACAGGAGUCAAUGUGGUGUCAUUGCAUUUUUUAUUUUCUGAAAGUUGUUCUCUUAAAUCAAUAUGUCUCGGAUUUAAAAGUUUUCUGUUAAGGUGAAAUUAAAGUGUAUAUUAGUGUUUUACUAAAUUUCUUUAAUGUGUGGUAAGCCUUUACAUUUUCAUUAAUAACAUUCAUACUUUAGGUUAAAAAAAGAAAAAUUGAGAUUAGAAUUCAAACACUUUUAUAUUUAGACCAUAAAUGUAAGUUUUCUACCAUAAUGUAAGGAUGAGAGUACAAAGAUUGUUGUGAAUUUCAGUUCUAAAUCCUAGUUUGUAUGUGAGUCGGCUCAAAGAUACUCAGUCAAAGUAGUUUAAAGAUUUGGCUACCUUUCUUUUGAAAUAAUCAGGCACUUCCAGGUUUUUAGUCCUGAGGAAGAAUAUACGCAAAUUAAGGAGCCACAUGCAAUCAACUUUAAAUAAUUCUAGUAAUGUAUAAAAGCCUAGUUCAGUAUGUACCUGGAAUAAUUUCUGUUUCUACCUCAAGAUGGAAUGGUCAGUGUGUAUACAUUGUUAUCCAUCUAACAUUGUGUAUUGCUUAAAUAUGGGGUCAUUAGCCGUUAAAUGUCAUUUUCUGCAUGGUAGUGUACUGUUAAUUUCUCAAACAAAUGGAAAUUCUGUUACUCUACCUGUAAUGAAAGUAUCAAUAUUUAUACAUUUUAUGCCUGAUAUAUGCUAUCAUUUCGAUCCAGUUAAACAUUCUCUAGUUUAAAGGCCCCCAAUACAUUUUAUAUAUGUAUGUGUGUAUAUAUGUAUAUAUAUAUGUAUAUAUAUGUAUGUAUGUAUGUGUAUAUAUAUAUAUAUAUAUAUAUAUAUAUAUAUAUAUAUAUAUAUAUAUGCUCUUUCACCCCAAAUAUUCUGCCUUUUCAAACACACUCAAAUUAAAGUCCCUAGUUCAGACCAUACUCUUUACUGUAUGAUUAUAAAACGUAAUUUGCUAGUUUAAAUAUAGUUAGUAUUUCGAAAUGUAGUUGACAAUGGAAGAAUUUGUAUUUGUUUUCCUCACUUUUAACGUCAUUACAAUAUUUACAUAUAGGCUUAGGGGUUGUAAGGACUGCUAAAAUCAGGCUUAUGGUGUAAAUCGUCAUAUGGAAAUGUAUAAGAACUUGUCGCAGUUGAACAAAUAUGCUGAUCUUAACAAAUUUUAAAAAUGUCCAUAAAAUUAUUCUAUUGCAUUGUUACAUGACCUGCAAAUGGGUGCAUUUCUUAUACCGAAUUCCCCUUCAAUUUGUGUGUUUAUUUUUUAUUUUAUUUUUUGCAUCUGCUACACCUGAUUGUAUGUCUUAUAUGUGCCAUGGCUAUUAAAAUGGAUGUGUUUACAAUAGUAUACAUGUCAAUUGUAAUAAACAUUCUUUACACUCA
This is a messenger RNA of Bombina bombina (fire-bellied toad), 4488 nucleotides long. Its product is annotated as histone-lysine N-methyltransferase NSD2. Gene Ontology annotation, molecular function: histone H3K36 methyltransferase activity. Gene Ontology annotation, biological process: regulation of DNA-templated transcription. Gene Ontology annotation, cellular component: chromatin; nucleus. The record is from RefSeq and is a predicted model, not a curated record. The transcript has 3 exons. The annotation marks the transcript as partial. NCBI's taxonomy places the organism in Eukaryota, Metazoa, Chordata, Amphibia, Anura, Bombinatoridae.